UGGUGUAAUUUUCCUGUUUUCCUGGUGUAAAGUUCAAUUACUGUGUAUGAUGACAUCCAAGGUUUUUUCAUUGGACUUGGAUGUGGGAAGUUUUAAUGAUCAGCAGAUACCAGCUGCCAAUGGAACAUCGACUAAUUUCACAAGGUUAAUGUCUUCAUUGUCUAAACUGCUGCAUUAUCUACUGGGAAUGAUUUUUGCAUUAUUUGGCAAAACAAAUUAUAAUGAUCCGCAGAUAUCAAGAACACCAAAUGGGGUUCUGUCGUUCAGGAAUCGUUCCAUUCAGCAAAUAGCUUGCGGCUUGAAGCAGACUGUUUUUGUUUUAAGUGAUGGAAAAGUUUAUGUUAAUAAUGGUGGUAAUGGCAAACCAGAGCGUAUGUCUUCUUUGGAUACAUUCUUUAUUGUGCAGGCUGCCUGUGGGGAUGGACACAGUGUGGUCUUAAGUAAUAAAGGUCAUAUAAUUAGUUGGGGUCAUGAUUCAAAAGGUCAAUGUGGUCAUGGUUCAGCGAGCAACAACAGACCGAAGCCAAGUGUUAUACAUUCUCUAUCUAUGGAGUUCAUCGUCCAAGUCUCCUGUGGAUCAAAGCACACACUGGCUCUUGCAAAAAGUGGCAAGCUGUUUGCUUGGGGUGACAACAGCAGACUCCAGCUGGGAUUCACCACUCAUCUUUACAACACCUGUGCUGUGCCCACUGAAAUUGCAUGCUUGAGCGGUCUGCCAAUCAAGCAAAUAUCUUGCGGAGGUGAUCACUCCCUCGCUCUGACGUUUAGUGGCGCUGUGUUCUGCUGGGGAAGCAAUGCAUUCGGACAACUUGGAGUGCAUAUUGGAAGAGGCUGUAAAUUUCCACAUGAAUUAGAUUUUCUGCAAGGGCAGGAAAUUUCCGACAUUGCCUGUGGACAGAAUCAUUCAGAGUUUCGCUCAUUGAAUGGUGAGGUCACGAUCUUUUCGAUGAAUAUGAUAGACACUCUUGAAAGCUGGUCAGAAUUGCAUCCAGAACUUAAACAAAAAGACAAAAAGAUAGUAUGUGGAAGAUGGUACACCUUCGCCUUUAUACCUUCCAGCAGUAAUCUUUAUAUAUUUGGUUCAUACGAAUUCAUCUUAACAUUGGUGGAGAUCAAGUCAUUGUCGGACUAUUUCUCUGGUGAUACUUUGGAUGCUAAAGGCCGAUCCCUAAUCACCAACAUAUACUCUGGUGGACCUACCUGUUAUUUUAUCACCUCUGAGGCUAACCAGAGGAGCAAUAAAAAUGUUAAACAGGAUGAAAAAUGUUCAGAUCAAAUGAUUUAUCAACUAAAUUCAAAAUCAAUAUCGGAAAUUGCAGAGAUAUCACACUCUUCAGUUGUUCCAGACAAUGUUAAAAAAGCCAUCCAGAGUUUGUUUUCAUCAUCGGCUUGUUUGAAUGCAUCAUUCCUUAGAAGAGAUCAUUAUUGCAGUGAAGAGGACUCAGGACUUAAUCUUGUUCGAGCAAGAAAAGUCUUCAACAGAAUUUCCCAAAAACAUAACAUCUUAUCAGAGAUUUCUGAGGUAUUACAUAAGCAACUGAGUCCAACACUAUUGAUGUCGCCUCCUGGUGUAGAAGCACUUCGCCUUUACUUGUUACUACUGGAAUUUCCCACAAUGCAAUUCCCUGAAUCGUACCUUCAAUCUAUCAUUAGCAUCACUAAAGCAUUGUGUAAUCUUUCACCUAAAUUGUCAAAAGUCAUUGAUACCUGGAUUGGAAAUCUCCCGCCUGGUCGUUUCAUACAUCUUAUAACUAUUUUCAAAAAUGUGAUGGUACAUUUGUUGUCCGAGCAACGAGAUGGACCAAAGCUCACACCUGAAGGGAACAUAACAAUUGCCCUGGACAUGCUCACGAAACUCUACAAGGUCUUUGAAAAGAAAGAAGAGAGUAUCGAACAUGUUUCAUACACAUCGUUUUACAUUCCUGAGAUCAAUUUACUCUGGGAAGGGUCAACACUUACACCUAGAUCAGUUGAACUGCUAAAAGAGUUCCUGGAGAAGUAUCCAUUUAUUCUGGAGAAUACUUUAAAGAUGCACCUUAUCCUAAUUGAAAGCCAAGAACAGAAACAGAUUGCAGUGGCUGAAGAAAUGUUUUAUCAGAGGAUGUUGCUAGGAAUCCGGUGCAACAUGUUCAUAAACCCUGGAUUGCAAUGUUUUUGUUGUAGUUGUCCAACGUUGUUAGUAUUGACCAUUGAUAGACUAGACAUUGUAGCAAGUACUAUGAGGCAGCUAAACGGGAAAUUGCAAAGAGACCUCAAAAAGAAAUUGCGGGUAAACUUUAAAGAUGAACCUGGAAUAGAUGAUGGUGGUCCUAUCAAGGAGUUCUUUCUGCUGGUAUUCAAAACAUUUUUUAAUCCAGAAUUUGGGAUGUUCAAGGAAUUUAGCAAAAGUACAGGAACAGUUUGGUUCAACCCUCAGUCUCAUAAGGAUAGGUCAAUGUUUCGAAUGGUUGGUGUACUCUGUGGUUUAGCGAUCUAUAAUCAAGUUAUUGUGGACCUCCCCUUCCCCCUAGUACUCUACAAAAAGCUUCUCAACAGGCCUGUGUACCUGACAGACUUCAAGGAAUUGGAUGAGGGAAUGGCAAAGUGCUUAAAAGCUAUCUUAGAUUAUGAUGACUACGAUCUACAGGAUGUAUUCAACAUGUACUUCCAAAUAUCUACAGAAUUCCAUGAAGAUGUACAAACUUUUGACCUCAAGAAAGGGGGAAAAUACAUUCCUGUAACCUAUGACAACAAACAAGAGUAUGUGGCUCUGUAUGUUGACCACAUCUUCAAUAAAUCGGUGAGGGCUCAAUAUAGUGCUUUUGAAGAGGGGUUCUUACAGGUCUGUGGUGGACCAGUUCUACAGAAAUUUCAUCCUCAGGAACUGAAGACUAUGGUUGUUGGCAGUGACAGUUAUGAUUGGAAAGAAUUUGAAAGUUUGGUUGAAUACAGAUACAUCAGCAAGACACAUGAAACUAUCCAGUUUUUCUGGCAAGUUUUCCAUGAUUUCACAUUGCAAGAAAAGAAGAAAUUUUUAGAAUUUUUAACAGGCAGUGAUCGGAUCCCAGUGCAGGGCAUGUCUCAGCUAAAAAUGAUAAUCCAGCCAGCUCUUGGAAGCUCUGACUGUCUACCAUCUGCUCACACCUGCUACAACAUAUUUGAAUUACCUUUGUACAAAAGCAAAGAAAUAAUGAGGGACAAGCUGUCAAAGAUGCUAGAGCACAGCAAAGGAUUUGGGCUUCAGGAAGUUGUGGUUUCAUACCCAGUCCCAUUGUUUCCGUUGUUCUAAGGAGGAUUUCUGUCAUCAGCUUCUGGUGCUGGCGUUUGUCUUUGGUGAUGAGGCAAAAAUCAUCGGGGAAUAGUAGUGUAAUAAAUUUUUCUCCUUGAAAGUGAUAUCCCUACACAUCCUCUUUGGAUUUUAGCUGUUCGAUGAUGGGGUUAAAUAAGAAUAGUGAUACAAUAUAGAGAUACCUGUAAACUCUAAACCAUGCGAUAAUGUAAU
Molecule: messenger RNA, 3481 nt
Organism: Anneissia japonica
Lineage: Eukaryota; Metazoa; Echinodermata; Crinoidea; Comatulida; Comatulidae
Product: probable E3 ubiquitin-protein ligase HERC3
Exons: 21
Coding region: 47-3268 (1073 amino acids)
Biological process (GO): ubiquitin-dependent protein catabolic process; protein ubiquitination
Molecular function (GO): ubiquitin protein ligase activity
Source: RefSeq, a predicted model, not a curated record